AUGGCUCUUCUUGAUAUUCUUGAAAGUCAGAACCCAUCGGAGGAGGUGGUUCGGUUUGUAACUGGUGUGAAUGCCGGAUACCAGUACUGGAAGGGUGAGUUGCAGCCGGAGAACAUAGAUUCCAAGCUUUUCACCCAUCUUUUUGCUGCCUUUGCUGAUGUAGGGAUCAACACUUCCACUGGUACCUACGAACUCAUCUUUCCUUCCGGGUAUGAGACUCAGUUUCAAACCUUCGCCGAAGCCGUGAAGAAAAACAACUCUGAUAUUAAAGCCAUCUUAUCCAUCGGUGGAGACAUUGAUCCUUCCGUUUUUGCCACAAUCGCUAGCCAACGUACUACCCGUGAUGCAUUCAUAGCAAUCUCCAUUGAUGUAGCCACGAGAUUCAAGUACGAUGGCAUUAGCCUCAACUGGCAGUAUCCCAACACGACCAAUGAUGGGACCAACCUCGACGCACUCGUCACAGAGUGGCGAACUGCCGUGAAGGAAGACGCGCCUGAGCUGCUUCUAACCGCAGCCGUGUACUACUCCCCAGAGUAUUAUCCCAUUGAAGCUAUCAAAAAUUCCUUGGACUGGAUCAACGUAGUGGCCUAUGACUUGAAGACCCCUCUCCCUCUUUCCUCAGCCAAUUCCACUGUACCGCCUGCUCCAUGGUACAAUCCAAAUCUCUCUCCUCAAAUUAUUUGCGUGGAGGAUGUCGUCAAUGCUUGGAUCAGUACUGCAGGCGUGUCGCCCAGCAAAUUAGUCCUCGGUCUUCCAUUUCAUGGACGCAGCUGGGUUCUGGAAACCAUGAAAUAUUAUCACUGGCUAAUGGAGCUGCGACUGAAGUAA
Messenger RNA from Corylus avellana, 828 nucleotides. The record is from RefSeq and is a predicted model, not a curated record. Lineage: Eukaryota; Viridiplantae; Streptophyta; Magnoliopsida; Fagales; Betulaceae.